Messenger RNA from Halteromyces radiatus, 1366 nucleotides. RefSeq lists its product as uncharacterized. The record is from RefSeq and is a predicted model, not a curated record. NCBI's taxonomy places the organism in Eukaryota, Fungi, Mucoromycota, Mucoromycetes, Mucorales, Cunninghamellaceae. The transcript is spliced from 3 exons. Bases 87 to 1190 code for a protein of 367 amino acids.
UGACAAUUUUUCUUUUUUUUUCUCAGUUUUGUCACCGCUGUGCAGUUGUUUCUCUUGACACCGGUGACAGUUUGUUUCUUAUAAAUAUGGCGGACAUUGUUCUUCCAUGGCGACACCGCCCUGGAACUGAUAUGAUCUCCAAACUUGUUCUACAAGAAAACUCAAUCAUUAAUGUGGUCGUGGAAUAUCUAGUUGGAACCAGAGCCAAAGACAAGUACAGGACCAAUCCAACGGAAUGGAUUAACGGCACAAGAUCUGAUGUUCUCUUGACAUGUGAUGAUGAUCCUUCCUUGCCCCCUGUGCUCAUUGAAGUACAACAUGUGAAACAAUAUGGCGUGCUCCCAAUCGUUUUGAUAUUUCCUAUCACCUCAAUCAGAUUUGAUGUGCUAAACAGAACCAGAAAACGCAAGUCCCAUCCAUUACUUAUUCAUUACCCCUGCCUUCCAUGGGCCCAGUCUUGCUUCUUGGUUGAUCAAAAGGCAACAAAUUUGCAACAACCUUUGGUUCCAUUUGCGAGCCUGUGUAUAUUCUUGAUGCGACAAGAUUCAUCUCUUCUCAGCUCGCCAUACCACGCUGAUCGUACCAUGCAACUUUUGUACUGCCUGGCUCAACGUCAUGUAGGAACUACCAUUUUGGAUCAUGAUCAUGACAUUGCCGAUUUUUUGCACUUUUGUAAUGAAAUGAAGACUCGACUCGCGCAACUAUUACACCUUUUUCAGGAUAACGACCAUGAUGACAAGGUAUCGGUUUUGAAUGAUACAAUCAUGUUGGUAGACUCGUACCAAGAAAAAUAUAAACAGAAAUUAUCCACUGUCGCUGAUACCGAUCCUGAACCAUCCACUCUUGUUGAUACCAAUCCUGAACCAUCCAAUAUUGCUGAUACCGGUCCUGAACCAUCCACUCUUGUUGAUACCAAUCCUGAACCAUCCACUCUUGCUGUUACCAAUCCUGAACCAUCCACUCUUGCUGCUACCAACCCUGAACCAUCCACUGUUGCAGACCAUCAUCUUCGUUUGCAGAAUACCAACUGGGGAUUCGUGGAGAAUUGUAUUGCAAACCUUAACCAGGGAGAAUCCAUUUCUUGGAAUGUUGUGUAUCAACAAGGAAAAACUCAGGGAUUGUUCACCACCUAUUCCAAUGCUGCAUCCAUGAAACGAGCUUAUUACCGAUUUAAAGCUGUAAAAAAAUAAAGAUUACUGUGAUGUUUGAUUAAAUAAAAAUAAACGCUCUGGCGCUCCACUGGAGCUUUUCGAAAUCGAAGAUUUGUGUGGACUCUAGAUUUUCUUUGGAAGGUGUGGACUAUAGAUUUGUUUGGAAAGUGUGGACUAUAGAAAGUGUGGAUUAUAGUUUGUUUUUUUUUUUUUUG